GGGCUUCCCCGCGCGUUCCGGCGCGAGCGCCGCCCCGGGCGGACGGCGGCGGCUCCCGGUGCUGCCAUGGCCGGCCUCGCUCCGCGCCUGCUCCUCCUGCUCUGCGCCGCCGCGGGGCCCGCGCUGGGCUGGGACCGACCGGGGAAGGUUCUGCUGCGGGACGUUCAGGCACUCACUCUCCACCGAGGGCAAUACACAACAUCCAGGCGGACAGCUUCGAUCCCUCAGCUGCAGUGCACAGGAGGCUCUGCGGGGUGUUCCCAUGCCCCCGAGGUUGUUCAGUGUUACAACAAAGGAUGGGAUGGCUAUGAUGUACAGUGGCAGUGCAAAGCAGACCUGGAAAAUGCCUACCGUUUUGGACAAAUGGAAGUGAGCUGUGAAGGCUACGAUUACCCAGAUGAUCCUUACAUACUGAGAGGCUCCUGUAGUUUGCUGUUCAAGCUAGAGCUGACUGCAGAAGGUGAAAGGAAAAUGAAGAACUCUGGAAACUUUGGCUCUAGCUAUUACCAGUCAAGGAAAGAUUAUUCUGAUUUUGGUUCUGGAGCAAUUGUUGUAAUUGUUCUUCUCGUUCUUGCUUUUGGAGUAUACAAGUUCUUCCUCAGCAGCCAGCAGUCUCAGCAGAGUUCUGGGGGCAAUGAUGGCUUCUCUCGGCCCUUCUGGCAGAGUCAGCAGGCACCUCCUCCUCCUGGUUUUAAGUCCACCUUCACAGAUGACAACAGCUUUGGAACUCACUCCCAUCAUGGAACCAGUUCAGGACCAGGAUUUUGGACUGGAUUAGGAGCAGGAAGCUUGCUAGGCUACUUGGCAGGCAAUCACAGAGCACAGCCACAUUCCUCUUAUCACAGUAUGUGGACAGAAACCACAGCUGUACCUCCUAUGCAUGGGUACUCAAGGAAUUCCAUAAAAGGCAGCAGUUCAGGAACAAGAACUGCUACUGGCUUUGGGGGCACAAAGCGAAGAUGAAAUCCUUACAUUAUUACGUCAGAGUAAUUGAAUAAGAUCCUGUUGUGUACUUGUACUUCUUUUAAUAGUAGUAUACUUCAGAAGUGGAUAUGAGGUAUGAAGGAUUAGGCAAAGAAUUCCUCACUUUCUCUGUGAAUUCGCACUGCUGUUUAGGGUAACACAGAUGUCAUCCACUAAGAGAGCAUCCACUAUUUCAAAACAGCAGUAUCUCCUACAGAAAAAGCUCAUCCAAGUCAAGAAGAAUGAUUUACAGUGACUGUGUAUCUGUCUGUACUUAAGGCAUUAUGGCAAUGAUAUCCUUACUAGAUUUUCAAAGCAUCGAUCUUACUACUGUGUUCUGAGCUUCAUUUCAUUUGGUCCAGAAUUCCUGUUAAUUUCGUUCCUCUUUACUGGUAGUCCAGCAUCUACCUGAUAUGUAAAGAGUGCUGUUCUUUGAAACUACUUUUGUUUGCCUUUGCAGAAUUAAUGUGAACUUUACUGUAAGUGCAGUAAAUGUUGGAGUUCUUCCUCAGUGGACAAGAGCAAAACUGUGUAUAAAGAGAUUAACAUUAGUAUGUUUGUAUCUGUGCUAUGUGACCGUUGGAGCAAAAAUGUGCAGAUUCAUGGAUUCUUCAUGUUAUAGAGUUUAUCCAAGGUAACUGUACAAACCUGGGGGACUUUGUCUAUAUGUUAUUUGGGGUAAAGAAAUAAAUCUGGAAAUCUGGACCUUUUUCUGGAAAACUGAGGUAAUUUAAAUUCAGAUGAUUACAGAUGUUUUGCCUGCAUUGAAGCCACAGAUUUUCCUAUUAAUGGUGGAUGUUGGCAAUGCUGUGAAAACUUAAAAUGUGAAUGGUCUGUCCUGCUAGAUCACCUGUCCAGGGCACAGUAAACCAAAGGUGCUCAUUGCAAAAGGGAAGUGAAUAUUCUUAAUGCAAAGAUGAUGGAAUCUCUGGGGCACAGCAGGCCUUGAUACUAAGCUAAGAAAGGAAAUUGGAUAUCUAACAGGAUGUAAACUUCCCCAAAUGUGCUUUUUAAAAAAAUGAAAUGCUGUUGAAGAGUGAGAAGCAGAGAGGCCUUGCUUUGUUCUGAUAUUUUGGGGCCUCUGUGAAGUGUCAUACAGUUGACUUCUCUCCUGGAAGAGGCAUUGCUGGAUGAAAAGCAGAGAAAUUUCUCAGGAUUGUGUGGAGAGGGGAAGAGUGAAGAAUGCUUGAUCACCAGUUCUUCUCCAGACCCCCUUCUAACAGUUUAGACGUGUUUGUGUAGGCACAGCUCACGUAUGCUGGCAGCAGCCAGAGAAGCAUUGUCUUUCAGCCUUGUGAAAAUACUGUGUCUGAAAAUACUGUGAUACCAGCUAUUACAGAGAAAGCAAAGCAAUGUUCUGCUGAUGUUUGCAGCUCCUCAAGUAGAUGAAGUAGGUCUGGUUAGUCUAAGAAAGUGACUUCAGCAUGACUCAGGGAAAAGCAACCCAUGUCCAUUCAUGAGUAUAGAAGGAAUUAGUUAAUAUGUUAACACCCAAGUUUGGUGUAUGACUUAAGCAACCAAAAGAGAGAAAAUCAAAAAAGAAAAGAAAAAAUAUACAAGCAAACCAAACCAGCAAAUUCCAGAAAUCUUUAUGGAGCCAACAGCCAAAAAAAAUGCUUCAUGAGAAAGUUCUUGUACUAAAAGUAUUAUCAGUUUCAUUUGAUACUUUCAAAAUUACUUGAGGGUGAAAUUGUGCUUUGCUUCUCACAACUACCCGAGAGCUGGGGGAAAAUAACUGCAUUAAUAGUCUGCACUGUGAACCUAAAAAGGGAAGUGACAAAGACCUUACUGAUGUCCUCUUAGAAGGUUCUACCUUUUAUGAGAAGAAGUUCAUGGUAAAUCUCUUAUCUUUAUAACAAAGUGUAGCAGAAGAAUAUACUUUAAAUAUGGAGUUCUUACUUAUUUCUAAGUGUAUUCAGGUUAGGCUUGUCAUAGUCAGUAUUUGCUUUGUCAACUAACUGCAUAACAAUGAAAUUGGAUUUUUUUCUAACUGGGUAGUUGGAAGCUGAAGUUUGCUUUUAAAUUACAGUAUCGUAUAAAAUGUUUUAGACAAUGUUUUCAUUUGUAUUUAUGUAUUUAUAGUUUCUGCAUUAAAUGUGCAAAAAUAUGAUACAUAAGUCUACUAUAGCUUCUGAAUCUGUUUGGAUAUGUUUGCCCUUCCCUCUUAUAAAGGAAUGAAAUAAGUGAAUAAGGAGUGUUUUUGUCUUUAAAUCACUAUCUUGAGGCCUGCAGGGAUGGCAUUGUCUGUUUUCUCAGAGUUCUCUGUCUCAUCAUCUACUUCCUGGGUAAAUAACAUCAUAUUUUCCCCACGGAUGCAAAGUGCGUAAGCUGUAUGUUGUUUCAAUAAAAUAAUACAAUACUGGGAA
This is a messenger RNA of Lonchura striata (white-rumped munia), 3329 nucleotides long. It is a transcript of the gene SARAF, whose product is annotated as store-operated calcium entry associated regulatory factor. Gene Ontology annotation, cellular component: endoplasmic reticulum membrane. The record is from RefSeq and is a predicted model, not a curated record. Lineage: Eukaryota; Metazoa; Chordata; Aves; Passeriformes; Estrildidae. Gene Ontology annotation, biological process: regulation of store-operated calcium entry.